Messenger RNA from Cetraspora pellucida, 345 nucleotides. The record is from the annotation of a GenBank genome assembly. NCBI's taxonomy places the organism in Eukaryota, Fungi, Glomeromycota, Glomeromycetes, Diversisporales, Gigasporaceae.
AAAGAAAAAUUUUAUUGCUUGUUGACAAUGCUACCUCACAUGCUAUUGACAAUUCCGAAGAGUAUCCAAAUAUUUGUUUACAUUUUCUCCCUGCCAAUACUACUGCGCACUUGCAGCCAAUGGAUGCUGACAUUAUCAAUGCAUUCAAAGCUCAUUAUAAAUGCCUCUAUAUACAUCAAGUAAUUAAUGAUUUUGAUGAAGGUGUUAAAGAACCAGAAAAAAUUAAUGUCCUUCAGGCAAUGAGACUAGUAAAAAGUACGUGGGAUGAAAUAAAAGUAGAGUUAGCAGCUAAUGAAGACUUAGCGAUUCAAGAAGUUCAUAUUUCUGAAAUUGUUACUGCACAAU